Molecule: messenger RNA, 1155 nt
Organism: Iphiclides podalirius (scarce swallowtail)
Lineage: Eukaryota; Metazoa; Arthropoda; Insecta; Lepidoptera; Papilionidae
Source: the annotation of a GenBank genome assembly
AUGUCGGGUUCGGAACAAACGAUUCGCGACUUACUGAUAUCAAUUGCUGACGAGCUCCACUAUAAAAAGUGCCACAUCGAGCUCCGACCUACCUGCACCAAUGGCACCAACUUCUGCUCGAAGCUUUACGAGGCGACAAUCUCAGCGCCCGACAAGCCUGACGUUGAGCUGUUUGCCAAAUUCUGUAUCAUUGGUGAGGAAACUAGGGCAUUAUUUAAAAGGGACAUAUAUUCAAGAGAGUUUUUGUUCUACACCGAAUGGAUGAAUAUAUACAGACGUUUGGAAGAGAAACACAACAUUCCGCGGAGAGACAGACUGUGUCUCGCAAAGUAUUACGGCUGUAAUAACGAGUACCUGAAGGAGUCGAUUGUGUUGGAUAAUUUGUUGAAGAAAAACUUCGGAGUCUACGAGCGAUUAAAAAGCGUUGAUUGGGUGCACGCACGUGAAAGUGUUAAGCAGUUGGCGAUCCUACACGCAUCUUCUAUCACGUACGCCCAAGAGUGUCCGCAGAAGUUUGCAGAAAUCACCAACGGGCUGGGGUUCGUUUACCCGAAAUGGUACAUCGAAAAAUUCGUGCAUAACGCUCUGGCCGUUGCCAAGGAAGACUACCGCGACAGGUUUUCCGUUUUCCUCAAGGAGAAUUUGAAAGACGAAAACUAUGAGAGGUUCUUCAAACCAGGCCGAAUCGCCGUGUUGAUUCAUGGUGAUUUCAAACCCAGUAACCUGAUGCAUCGUGUGCUUGAGAAUGGAGACUUAGAAGUUGCGAUACUGGAUUUCCAGACCUUUAGAAUAGGUAACCCAACAACGGACCUGGUGUAUUACAUAUACAAUAGCACCGACGAGGAGUUCCGUCGAAAUCAUUAUCAUCAGCUCAUCGAUCACUACUACGAAGAGUUGGGCUCAGCGUUGCGCAGACACGAUCUUGAUCCCGAGAAGAUAUAUUCGAAACAGGACUUUGAUUAUGACCUUAAAAAGAUGCUUCCGUACGGUCUUCUUAUCGCCAUUAUGGUGUUACCGUUUGUGACUGUUGACCCGGAGGAUGUGCCCAGUAUCGAAAACACCGUUGAGCACGAAGACACGGGCCUAAAGCCUACCGCUUUAUUCGCUGAAAUGUUGAACGGCAUCAUUAGCGACUAUAUAAAAAUGGGUGUAUUG